AAGACGGAAACACAGCCACAAAACUCCCGCUGUAGGUCUGUUUUUAUUUAGCCCCCAGUUUCAGCAGAGAGCUAUAUCAGGGGGGGAAAGGGAGGCAACCAGCGGCGGACGGAAGAGGACGCACCACAGCCAGAGCGCACAGUGUUGUGUUUGUUGGACACAUGCAUGCCAGCGAAAACUAGUGCUAUCCAGACCUGAGGAAUUGGUUCAGAUAAGGAGAUAGUGCCGUUUGUGGGGCGGUUUUUGAUAAUCCCACCGAGGAGAUAUCCAAGGGGUUUCCUUCAUUGCUCAGGGGAUUUUCUACUUAUUUGCUCUGAGGGGAAUGCGAGGGAAGGAAAUCCAGCCUCAGCUCCAAAUAACCAGAGACUCCUGACUGGGUCUCCUCUCCAAACGCAGGAAAUACGGCCUGGGGAAAAAAAAGUUUGGGAGCUUUUGGAAACGAGAGGGGGCCUUUCGUUGACAUUUUGCACGCGUUUUACAACGUGAUUUUAAAGUAGCCUCGUACGGUUUUUCGUAUCAAGUGCUUCUGCUAUUCCACAGAUUAAGUUGAUGAAAACCAUUUAAAUGUUACGUUGGUGUUGUUAUUGCAAAAGUUUUGAUCAUCACUAUUUAUAGACCAGCCUGUUCCGACCGAGGCUGUUCCUCUUAGCUGUAUAUUUUGCCAACUGCGCGCAACAAGUUGCAGACACUCCCAGCAGAGGCAAACCUACACUAAUUUGGGUCAGUGGAUGGUAUUUUCUGCGCUUCUUUUUUCGGAUUACGCGUCUUUGAAUAGCACAUACCCCUCCCGACCCCCUCUCUGGAAGGCAGAGGGGGAAUAAACGGUGGAGAUCCGGAGAGGGAGUUCAGGAAAGGACGGGGCUGGAUCCGUGGGAAUAGGCCUGCCUGUCAGGCCUCUUAUGAUCUGGGUCUUGGACUGGACAGGGCUCCCAAAUAACUCUGUCUGGACUAUUUUCACGGGCCCGCUGGAAAAAAGAUGGAAGGAGAAUGUAUGGGAAUAAGAAAUACAAAUCCUUAGCUCAUCGAGCCAUGCAUGAGAAGGGAUGUAGUGGAAGGUAAAGCCGCCUUAAUUACAGCUCACCCACUUUUUUUAAUUAACGGAACGAGACAGUUUCCCCACAUUUUAAGCCGGCAUUAUUUUUUAUAUACAAUAUUGAAAGUAUACAAACUACUUUAUGUUUUUUAUGUGGGAACUGAUUUAAAAAUAUAUGCAUAUUUCCUUACAGUUAUCAUGCUUUAUUGUGGAACAUUCAAACUAUCCACAUAUUUUUUUUUAUUUUAGCACGACUAGCUGUUCAUAACGGAUGUUUUUAAGAGGGGAAAGGACGUGUUAUUGGACCAUUUGUCGCGCAUGUUGUUGAGAUAAGAGGCACAGUGUAACUUUUGUAGCCACUUGCUGUGCACAACGCCAACUGUUGACAGUCUGUAUCUGUCUCUGCUCAUACAAUGAAGCCCUGGACCUGAACGCUGUUUUUCCAACGCAAACGUUAUUUCGGAAUGAAGACAAAUCUGAGCAUUUUUCCUGACGCUGUCUGACUUUGUAAUGUCAGCAGUAUCAAAAUAUUGCGCACAUCCAGAGGAGGUCAUUUCCAGUCAUGUAACGUCAGGACCGACUUGAUGAAGGCAUAAAAACCCCGUUGCAUGACUAACCAGUCCUUUCCGAGAAGGAUGCUCAAUUCAGGAGGCAGAAAGAGUGAUGACAGUGUUUUUACCGCAGCUGGAGAGAAAGCCGGGCUCAAACCCAGAGCCUCUUUGGAGAAGGAUACAUGUAAUGUGAGUACUGACGCAAACCCGGGGUCGGAUAAUGAACUGCUCAAGAAACUGGAACGGUGCGUCUUGUGUGAGUGAGUGUGCAGGCUGCUGUGUGCGUAGCAAAGACGUCUGUGCCGUGCUCACCAUUCAUGCACUGUGAUUAUUCCAACAAACACCUUUGCUCCCUCUCUCUGUCACUCUCUCCCCGCCACAUGUGCACACACGGUGCCCACGCACCGCGUCUAAUUGCCUGAGCGCCAUCAGAAGAUAUAAUUAAUAUUUAACGCCUCCCCCCGCACCCCUCGUUUCCUCGUCACACCGGUCAAUAUGGCUACUCUGCAACAUCACCGGCAGCUUCUCAUGCAUGGCACGGAAGUGAGCUGCGACUCCAGCGGGGAUGGCGCCGUGACCGUGCGGAUUACCAACAGCGCGCCACACGUGCAUCAACAUGAGCCACUGAGGGCUGCCAGCAGUGGAGCAGGGGGAGGAGGAGCUGGAGGCUAUGGGGAUGUGAGUAAGACGAACCCUAACCUCCACAAAUACAGUAUCUCCUCCAGCUGCAGCUCAGCAGACUCCAGACCGGCUAGGACCUCCUUUAGCAGGGUGCGUAGGAAGGCGCCGCCACUGUUUGAACGCUCUGCUGCUCAGUGCUGGGACCCCAAGUUUGACUCCCCCGUCCUGGAAGAUGCGUGCCAAGAGAGGUGCUUUCCUCAGACACAGCGGCGAUUCCGUUAUGUCCUGUUCUACCUGGCCGUGGCAGCUGUACUCUGGGGGGUGUACUUUGGGGUCAAUAGUGACCGCUGCAAUCCCAUGACCUUCCUACUCCCCACAGCCUCCUUUUUAGUCCUCCUAGUGCUCCUCUUUUUGUUCACUUUAACCCAGCCCUACACAUGGCUGUACAACCAAACCUCCCUGCUUCUAAUUGCGGUCACCUUCGCCAUCACCUUAGCUCCACAGAUACAGACGGCUGGCUACACUGAGCUGGAGUGGGCUGGCGGUGGGAAUGCCUCAUUUCCCCCACCAGAUCAAGUAGCACCAUCUCCAACCCCUUGCAUCUCCCCUGUCGGCACCUUUUCCCUGUGCAUGGAGGUUCUGUUGUUGUUGUAUAGCGUCCUCCAUGUCCGUCUGUAUGCCUCAGUGAUGCUCGGGCUCCUGUAUUCUAUAUUAUUUGAGGCAUUGGAAUGGCUGCCAUUGCUUCAAAGGAGUUAUGACAAUACUGGAUGGGGCACAAGCCUCACGGGUUCAGGUUCUGAGUGGGAAGGAGACACUCUGCGCUGGUUGGGCCCGGCCAAAGCUCUGCUCCACCUUUGUGCCCAUGUCAUUGGCAUCCACCUGUUCAUCAUGUCAGAGGUGCGUUCCCGCAGCACCUUCCUCAAAGUGGGCCAGGCCAUCAUGCAUGGCAAAGACUUGGAGGUGGAGAAGGCCUUGAAGGAGCGAAUGAUCCACUCUGUCAUGCCGCGGAGAGUUGCAGAUGAGUUGAUGAAGCAAGGUGAUGAUGAGGGCGGUGGUGAGAACUCUGGCAAGCGUUAUUCCUCGGGAGCCUGCUCUGCCUCAGCUGUCUCAGUGGGUGGUGGAGGAGGUGGUGGAGCUUCACAAUCCCAAAGUGCCACAAGCACCAAGAAUUACCCUUACAACAAUCACAAACGCAAGAAGACCUCCAUCCCCCGUGGACAGAUAAUCUUCCGACCUUUCAAUAUGAAACGCAUGGAACCUGUGAGCAUCCUCUUCGCGGACAUUGUGGGUUUCACUAAAAUGUCUGCCAAUAAAUCAGCACCAGCCUUGGUGGGUCUGCUUAAUGAUCUGUUUGGACGGUUCGACCGGCUCUGUGAACUUACCUGUUGUGAGAAGAUCAGCACUCUAGGAGACUGCUACUACUGUGUAGCUGGAUGCCCCGAGCCCAGGCCAGACCACGCCUACUGCUGUGUAGAGAUGGGCUUGGGCAUGAUCCAGGCCAUCGAGCAGUUCUGCCAGGAGACCUGUGAGACCGUCAGCAUGCGCGUUGGCGUCCACACGGGCACUGUCCUGUGUGGGAUCCUGGGAAUGAAGCGCUUCAAGUUUGAUGUAUGGUCAAAUGAUGUUAAUCUGGCUAACCUGAUGGAGCAGCUGGGUGUGGCAGGGAAAGUCCACCUGUCAGAAGCUACUGCCCGAUUCCUGGAUGACCAUUACCAGAGGGAGGACGGGCGGGUGGUGGAGAGAGCCGGCCAGAGCGUGGUGGAGAAACUGAAGGGACUGAAAACCUACCUGAUCUCAGGAAGGAAGACAGAGCUUGCAGUGCAGUGUGGUUGUUCUCAGGUGGGGCCGUCUGGUGGAGAUCAUGUUGGGGUCGGCCUGUCCUCCUGUUCUCAGCCCCGCACACCGGACCUCAUCCCUGGGGGAGCACAGGCUGCAGAGCCCCCGCUGCCCCACCAACCUCCAGACAGGAUCAGGCCUCCAUGCGUGUCCCGUAGUGUGGUCUUGUCUCCGGGGGCAGAGCAGGGUGAUGACGUGGCUGUGCUGAAUGGCUGCCAGGAGGAGCACAAGACCAGCAGUGCCAAGUUCAUCCCAGGACACUCCCCCAGAGCAGCCAACGGUCUCCUGAGUCCCCCGCUGGAGGAUCCAGUGCGAGCUAGCCAGAGUUCUCUGUGUGACAUGCUCCAGGAGAAAGAGAAGAAGACGAGCACUAGCACGGGGACCGGCACCAGUCUAGGCAUGGCUGCUGGCGGCGCAGGGGCAACGGGCACAGAAAUGGAUCACUCCGCCCUGAUCCAGCUGCGUGAUAAGAACUUCAGAGAAAAGAGUGACGCUCAUUUUGUGGAUGUUAUCAGGGAGGACAGUCUGAUGAAGGACUACUUUUUCAAGCCACCCAUCAACAAGAUCAGCCUCAAUUUCCUCGAGAGACCUCUGGAGAAGGCCUACCGCAGCAGCUACAAGGAGGAGGUGAGGAACCAGGUUCAGGUGCAGACAUUUGCGAGCUCCACCUUUAGCUCCUUCCUGGAUGUUCUCCUCAGCUGUUUUGUCUUCCUGGCCCUGACACUCGCCUGCUUCCUGCCACCCCUGGUGAAGCCCACCACCGCGGGCCCUCCGGCUCCCGCUGCCCUGGCCCUGGCUCCCCUGGCAGGCCUGUUGGAGCUGGCCUCCCUGGUGUUGUCCAUACGUAUGGCCUUCUACCUGGAGGAGGUGAUGAACUGUACCCGCUCCCUACUACUGGUGGUCUCUGGAUGGGUCCCCCGUCACGUGAUUGGGGCUGUGUUAGUCUCCCUCCCUGCCAUCUCUGUCCUGUCCCACCUCACCCGCAGCGUCCACUUGCCCCUCCAGGUGACCAUGUUCCUGUGCUGUGCCACCAUCCUGGCCAUCAUCCAGUACUGUAACUUCUGUCAGCUGAGUUUCUGGAUGCGCUCAGUCCUGGCCACCGCUACGGGGGUCGCCCUGCUGCUCUUGCUGUACAGCCCCUUGCACAGCUCCGGUAAUAACAGCUUGCCAGUUCAUGGACUGAACAUCUCCACAUCCAGUGAUGGCGGUUCAGCAUUAGCCACUCCUGGCCCUGAACCUCCCCCGCGGCCUCUUGACCUCCUGGUGCCAGAGGCCGUCCUGGCCUUCUUCCUGCUUCUUCUUCUGGUCUGGUUUCUCAACCGAGAGUUCGAGGUCAGCUACCGCCUCCAUUACCAUGGAAACGUAGAGGCUGACAAGCAUCGCUUCAAGAUCCAGACGAUGCGAAACCAGGCUGAGUGGUUACUGGGCAACAUCAUCCCCAUCCACGUUGCUGACCAGCUCAAGGUGACACAGAGUUACUCCAAGAAUCACGACAGCGUGGGCGUGAUUUUUGCCAGUAUCGUAAACUUCAGCGAGUUCUAUGAAGAGAGCUACGAGGGUGGAAAAGAGUGCUACCGUGUCCUCAAUGAGCUUAUCGGAGACUUUGACGAGCUCCUUCGCAAACCCGAAUUCAAAAGCGUGGAAAAGAUCAAGACAAUCGGCGCCACCUACAUGGCAGCGUCGGGACUGAACGUCCGGCAGUUUGCAGAGAACGACGAUGACUCUCUACAAGCUCACUUGAGGGCACUUUUUAACUUUGCCCUGGAGAUGAUGGGUGUCCUGGACGACUUCAACAAGAAUAUGCUGGGUUUCGGUUUCAAGCUCCGUAUUGGAUUUAACCACGGGCCGCUGACAGCGGGGGUGAUCGGCACCACUAAGCUGCUCUAUGACAUCUGGGGAGACACGGUCAACAUUGCCAGCCGCAUGGACUCCACCGGGGUGGAGUGUCGGGUGCAGGUGAGCGAGGAGAGCCAUGCUGUGCUCUGUGCCAUGGGCUUAGAGUUUGACUAUAGAGGUACAGUGAAUGUUAAGGGCAAAGGUCAAAUGAGGACCUUUCUGUACCCCAAAAGUGGGGAAAGUAUAUGUCACGAUCAAACGGAGCUGGGCGCCACUGUCGGACCCUCGUUCGUGGCAGCAACUGCCAUUAAGACUUCUGUUGCCCAAGCAGCAGCUCUUCCUCCCCCUUCUUCCACUCCUCCUCCUCCUCCCUCCUCUCUUUCCACACUCCCUCCUCAACCACAAAGUGCUGAAAGGCCUUCGAGAGCAGGGCCUGAGCCUGUCCAAGCUAAGUCCACAGAGGUGAGGGAGGAGGGAUAUAGGGACCCUCCACACCUCCCCGGGCAGUCCGCUGCCACAGACCCUCACACCCCUCCCCCCUCUGAACUGGGCCCAGAGCUUAGUGCUGCACAAGUGCCCUCCCAGGUGCAGCCUGCUCCUCUGGCACUUCAAGAGGUGGAGGAUGAAGAGGCGGAGGCCAACGAGCUGACUAAACUCAACGAGGAGUUUUAUGCUCGUCUCUGAUCCCUCCUCUCCUCUCUCCCUGUCUUCUGUCCCGCUGCUGCCCCCAGCUGCUGACUCUCCAGGACCGAUUGCAGGUGCGGGCAGGAGGCCCUUCCUUUAAGCGUGGGUGAGGUGUCUUCGACAUGGAAGAAGAACAGGGAGUUUGUCACUCCAACACAAACAGUGGCUACAGUGGCUAUAAAAAUGACUACUCACGUGUUUCAUGGUUUUGCUGCCUGAGUGCUGGGGCCGGUUAGACCUGUGUUGAGCACAGCAGUGUGUACGGGAGAAGGCUGAAAGGGGUUCAGAGGGAAGGAAGAUCUGUUGGUGUUGUUCUUGAUGUUGUUUCUUAUUCAUUUUUGUUAUCAAGUGCCUUCAGGACUAGAACAGUGAAUGAACAAAUAUGAACAAAGUUUUAAACAAUCUUAGACUACGGAACAUGCUGUGGUUUCUUACUCCAUGCUUUUAUUUUCAAUGCAAGUAUUUCUUUAAAAAAAUCAUUAUUGUUGUGCCAUAUCAUUUGUUUUAACUUGAUCAAAGUCUUGACCUUACUUAAGGGAAAAUUAUUUUAGAUUCUAUAUAAGUGCCAGUGCAGCAUGAUGGGCUGAGCAGGGAACUAUGGGAAGAAUGAGGGAAUCACAUGAAGCAGUGUUAAUUUAUGUAUUCUGCUUUGACAGGAGGGCUUAAUACAGUAUUCAUUUGUGCUAGAGUCUCUGUAAAGGGGGACGUGCUACAAAGCAAGCUGCAUAGAUUUUAGUUUGUGUAGCAGCUAAAUGCAUAUUUUAAGCACAGGUCUUGCACAGUGUUUUGUCGACCACUUGUAUUUGGUAGUUAUUACCGUGAAAUAGCUUUUAAAAACAUUUUAAACAGAGUUCUUGUCUGUCACAACGAGUACAAUCAAAAGCACAAAAUCAAAUCAGAUAAGGGAAUACAGAUUUGGCAGAAAGGGUAUUUUUAAACAGUGAGAUCAUCACAAAAGCAGUGGCUAAUAAGGCACUUUAAAUAUACUUGAAGUGAUACUCCACCUAAGAUGUGUCUGCUCAGUAUGAAACUCACUCACCCUGUAGACCUAAAAAAAAAAAGUUUCAACCAAUCCUGCAGCAUAAUCCAUCUCUCUGCUGUCCUUCUAUGUGCAUGCUUAGUGGGUUUCAGUCAUAUUUCCAUCACAGAGAGGCUAAAUGCUCAUCUUCAGUCUUCUUGCAUGACCCGGUCUGGUUUUUCACUGGUCAGAACAAUUCAAAUGGUGUCACUCAUAGGCGAGACUGAAAGCUGCUGGGCUGUGUAAAAGAGAAAACUACGAACUUGUUGCACCUACCUUUACCAAUAGAUAUUAUAUGUUUUUGCUUUCCACCAAAAAAUACAAACAAAAACAAAUUAAAACACCAAAACCAACAUGUGUUGGUGGUGCAUUUCCCCAUACUUCCCUUCCCUGUUGGCAUCAGUCUCAACGGCUGGGCAUUAUCAUUAUAGCAGACAGUAAAAUACUGUUAGGAAAGAAAGGGAAACUUUAGUAUUUUUCAACCUGGACCCCAUUUUCCCAUGUUUUUUGUCAAAAUAACAACAAUUAUUUGUUCUGAAAUCCCGACAGGUGACUUAUUACCUGAGGACAAUGGUGGAAAUGUGAGUGAGAGGGUUGGAGAGACGAGUGACAGGAAGACUUUGUUGUGUUGGAGUACAGAAAGCAUAGCUUCGUAUUAUCUGAAUGAUUUAUAAAUUAUAAGUUAUGGCUGAACAGUUAGAUGAUUUCCACAAUGUUGAAGAGGCCACAGAGGGGUUUAGAACGACACUUCACAAUAACAAACAGACCGGGUCAAGCGAGAAGUUAAAAAAAAAAAGUUUUUAUUUCUCAGUAGGGUCCUUGCCAAAAUAUUGUCAGACAGUUAUAAUUGCAAUCCAAUCUGAGCCUGUCAGUGGCAAAAACAGCACUUUUAGUGGGCAUACUAAAAGUGAGUAUUUCUAGCUGUAGGAUGGUGUAUGUAAGAUUUACUCAAAAUGAAACUACAGAGCCCAUGUUAGUCAUAAUUUAGGAAUAUGUCAUGAAAGUGUUUUUCUAGUUUUAGUCAACAGAGCCGUAAGGCACAAAGGGACAAGAUUUUGAGGAACCUAAACCUUUAAAUGUGGGGUGAGAGUUUGGUAGUCAAAAGAUUUUGAGUGGAGUAUCACUUGAAGUGGAACUGUGAGGGACAAUCACUGUGUAGUUCUUGAUAGAUGAUAGGGUGGUCCACAUUGCUGUUGGUUAAAGUGUCAAAGCACAGAUCAGCUACAAACCUCACACUCCUUUAGUUCCAUUCGUUGCCUUCUUCACCGGAAGAAAAAACAAACAUUGGUCAGUCCAUCACUUUAGAUUUAUUCUGUAGCUAAGCGUUGUCUGCCUUUAGCUGUGUGAUUUGCUGUUGAAGGGGUGGGACUUUUAACUUUAUCCUGUCACAGCCUUUAUAUGGAGGGGGCCCUCUACUGUAUCAUUAUACUUAAAUUGUGCCACUUUAAUUGAGUGAUCUAUAGGUGCAGUGCAACCUAAACUAGCUGAUUGUUUGUGGUGCCUAAAAAAGUAUGACUGUAUUUUUUUGGAGUAUUUUGGUUUUCAGAAAGUUUUUUUUUUAUCAUGCUGUUUUCAUAAUGAGGAUAGAUUGUGAUUGUUUGUUUGAGGAAAUUAUGCUCGUUGUGCAGGUUUUGCUGCAUAUCCUUUUUUUUUUUUUUUUUACAAAUUCCAUCUUUUUUUUUUCUCUUUUCCAGUUCUUUCACUCUGUCAUUGGUGGUGUUCUCAUCAAAUAGCUGGCACCUCUGUAGUUCUCUUUGCUCUUUACUCACUUCAUGCUUUGUCUUUACCCCUUAAAGCACUUCUGUCCCCCUAACUUGCAUGUAUGUGCGUGAGAAAGAUAUUUAAUUUCUACUCCAACAAUCAGCAACAAUAUGGAAAAGAUCACUGUAAUGUGAUGCAAAAGGAAAUCAAUCAACUCCACAGCCACUGUUUAACUGUUUUUGUUUUUUUUGCUGUUGCUGCCAUAUCUGUAGAGGAAUUACAUGCACAAAGCUGCUUUUGUUAAAAUUGAGAUAAAAAAGCUCUGAAAUUUGGAAUCUGUCCUGCAAACACAUAUCACUGCCAUAAGUUUGAGAGACAGGUCAACACUUGGGGCAAAUAAUCUUGCCUUGAUGAGCAAGCACAUUUAGCCCUUUUCCACCAAUGUGGAGUAGGUUUGUGAACCUAAUUUUGAACCAUUGGGAGCAUUUAGACCAAAAAGAAAUUGGUUUGGAACCUGAAAAUGGGUGUGGACCUUCAGUGGGUGUGGCUUACUCUAGGCUGGAAAGAGAGGAUAGAGUCAUGCAUGUAAUAGUCUUCUACUUCUUCUAGGUGCAUGCAUGAUUUGGGGAUAAAAACAAUUACACCCUCUGUUGAUGACAUGUCCUUGGUUACAAUGAUUCUACUUAAAACUAAUAAAAACUCGGGCUGGAUCACUAGAGAGGACCGUGGUCCCAUAAACCCUGAACAGAACAGAACAGGUUCAAGAAGCAGAGCUUAUUUGGUGGAAAAGUGGUAAUAGAUACGGAGAUGACAUAAAAAAAAAGGAGGAACCAUUUCUAUCUAUGUAGCAGUCUCCAUCUGUAGCAUAAGCAUUUACCUCUACCAUUGUGCACUCCAAA
This is a messenger RNA of Centropristis striata (black sea bass), 10179 nucleotides long. RefSeq names its product adenylate cyclase 9 (gene adcy9a). Lineage: Eukaryota; Metazoa; Chordata; Actinopteri; Perciformes; Serranidae. The transcript has 11 exons. Gene Ontology annotation, molecular function: adenylate cyclase activity. Bases 2080 to 6561 code for a protein of 1493 amino acids. Gene Ontology annotation, biological process: intracellular signal transduction; adenylate cyclase-activating G protein-coupled receptor signaling pathway; cyclic nucleotide biosynthetic process. The record is from RefSeq and is a predicted model, not a curated record.